Messenger RNA from Spirodela intermedia, 981 nucleotides. The record is from the annotation of a GenBank genome assembly. Lineage: Eukaryota; Viridiplantae; Streptophyta; Magnoliopsida; Alismatales; Araceae.
AUGGAAAAGGCUUUUGAUAGAAUCGAGUGGAAAUUCCUCACUGAAGUACUUCGACGUUUUAGAUUCACUGAUGAGUUCAUCGACUUAGUUGAUGCAUGCAAUAGGGAGAAUCACUUCUCCCUACUGGUGAAUGACACUUCCACUCCUUUCUUCACUACCACACGAGGCUUAUGGCAGGGUGAUCUAUUAUCACCCACUCUCUUCAUAUUAGUUGAAGAAGUCCUGGGUAGAACCCUCUCUCGAGCAGUAUCACGUGGACUUAUUCAACCAUAUCAUUCGAAGCGGGGUUGCCCGAUCAUAUCACAUUCGUUAUUUGCCGAUGACGCUAUACUCUUCCUUAAUAGAUGUGAGGCAUCUAUUAAGGGACUCAUGACUAUUAUCUCGAGCUACGAGCGGGCCAUAGGUCAAUUCGUUAAUAUCUCGAAGAGUAACUUUAUAGUGGCAUCUUCUACCACCAUUAGCACCAUACGCCGUAUACAAGAUAUAACAAGAUUUUCACGUGGACAUUUGCCUUUUUAUUACCUUGGAUGUCUUAUCUUCCUUGGAUGCACUCGGAUUCAUUAUUUUGAUACCCUUCUGUGCAAGUUGAGGAAGAAACUUACCGGAUGGAAACUUCAGCUUCUAUCCUCAAGAGGUCGCAUCCAGUUGAUACGUCAUGUCCUCAUGAGUAUGCCAUUACAUCUACUAGCAGUACAUGAGGUACCGGAUACCAUUCUACAAUUUGUGAGGCGGAUAUGUACGCUCAACUUUUUUCUCUCUCCUCACGAGAGCUUCUCUCUCAUAAACGUCACAUUCAAACGGCAAGAUCUCUCCCAUCUAACCUCAGAUCAUGCUGAAAUUUGUUUUAUUCGAUUCGUAAGGUCCCAUAAGAACUCCGGAGUUAAGCGUGCUCGGGUGGGAGCAGUCCUUGGAUGGGUGACCUCCUUGAGAAGUCCUUGGGUAUGUGCACGCGUCGCGAGGUGCCUACUCUUCAUGUGCUGA